Messenger RNA from Daldinia caldariorum, 1595 nucleotides. Its product is annotated as DASH complex subunit Spc19. Lineage: Eukaryota; Fungi; Ascomycota; Sordariomycetes; Xylariales; Hypoxylaceae. The record is from RefSeq and is a predicted model, not a curated record. The transcript has 4 exons. Gene Ontology annotation, cellular component: spindle microtubule; DASH complex. Gene Ontology annotation, biological process: attachment of spindle microtubules to kinetochore. The coding region runs from base 462 to 1034 and encodes 190 amino acids.
CACGCUGAAGUAGCACCCGGCCUGACGACUCAUUUUAGUUGACAUCCUUUGGGUACAAGCAUAUUUUCGUAUAUUAUCCCACCCGAACUUGAGCAACUAGGUAACAUAGAUAGAGGUGUUGGAUACCAUUAUUAAUGAGGAGAUUUGAAUAAAAGUCAACCUCAGCUCAAACACGAAAGAUAGAAGCGAAACCUUGUGGUUGUUAACAAAAGUUACGUCCUGCCCCGCAAUUAGUUGUCGUCGCACCUGUCAAUCUUGCACAAAGUAAACAUCACAAGAGGUACCUUACCUAUCCAAAGAGGCAACAACUACCGCCAUUUCGUAUGCGCAUGUAGAAUUAAUCAUCAACGUAUAAACUUUUAUUACUUAGCUUGGUUUCUGUACACAGACUUCCUUCUUUUUUUUUUUUUUUAACUCAACACAGCUCCCUGAACCAACCCAAACUAAUUAACAUCGCGCCAAUGGCAACAAUCACAACAACGACCUCGUCCAACGCGGCCACAUACGGGGACUGCGUAGCCGCGCUCCGCACCUCGCUCUCCUUCCUCGAAUCCUCCGUGUCUACCCUCGGCACCGGCAUCGCGGACUACCCGCGGCUCGUCAACGUGCUGAAGAGCGUGCGCCACUACGAACUAAUCCCGCAGCCCGCCCUCGUCGCCGCCGAGGCCUCCCUCCGCGACGAGAUCGGCCCGGCCAUCGCGACGCUCCUCGACCGCGCCGACGCGCACAUCGAGCGCGCCGAGCGGCGCAUCGACGCCCUGCGCGCGCGGUCCGAGCUGCAGCAGGGGCGGAUGCAUUCGAGUACGAACACGACAUCCACCACCACCACCACCUCGUCUGCUCGCACCGCUGCCAACAACAAGAAAAAUAUACGUGGUGGAACGGGAGCGGGAGCGGCAAGACGGAGGACGGAAACCGAGGGAAAGAUCAAGGCGAGGCAGAGGGAGGCCCUGCAGUACAGCGUCGAGCGCCUCGAGCUAGAGGUGCUGCAGAAGGAGCGCGAGCUCAGGAAGAGGCUGGAUGCGGCGACUUAAAGGGUCUGUGCGGGGGUCUUGCUGUAUGGUUUGGUAUGGACACGGAUAUGGAUAUGGUAUGCUGAGGGGGCAAUGUAGCGAAAUGCACGAAGAAAAGGAUGGAUGGUACUGUACGAAGAGAGACGACGCCGCCGUCUCCGUCUGAAAAGAAUUGGCCGGAACGUACCUAUAUAAGCCUGCCGACGAAGGAAGCUAUGAAAGUCGCCAAGGGAGCGGACAUACGUCCUGGCAGGCUAUACCCAACCGAAGUUGGUUUCGACUUCCGUAUUACUUGGCCUAUUCUGCUUGAACGAGGAAUUAGUUGCGGGGAUCUUAACGACGUUGAGAAAGGAUUGUUAGUCACGAGUUACAACAAGGAGAGGGAGGAGGGGAAGCCAAGAGAUACGAGAUGCGGGAGUAUGUACCUAAUGUAUUACAAGUAGCCAAGGAAGGUGUGAAAGGAGAAAUUUAUACUAGUGAGCAUACAUACUAUACUCCUUAAUAGAGGCUUGAGAGAUAGCAUGAGAGUCGCUAACACUUAAUAAACAACUAUAUCUCCUAAUCAACAUGUGUCAGUUAUAC